UCCUGAUAUAUUUUAAAACAUAGCAUUUUUAUUACGAAAUGCAUGCUCUCUGUUCACACUACAGUUUUAAGUAGUUUUCCAAAAGUUCCUGGUUCAGACUGAAAGUUUUGAGUCUAUUAACAUCCAGGAUUUAUAUGAUUGCACACAUUUAACAGUUUGACCUUUGAUUGAUUGAUGUAAUUUCUUGUGUUUGGAAUUUUCUUAAAAUCAAUGAGCAUGUCCUUUGUUUUGGCUGCAAUUGAAGGUGAGAUGCCCCUGUAGUGAAAUUUUUCUUCCACGCAACAGACCAGGAGACUUUGAGGAAUUUUUUACGCAGUUCUUUAUUUCGUCGCUGUAGCCUUCUCAAAAAUAGUCUAACAAAAUGAAAUACAGAACUAUUCUUAUACAUUUCAAAAGGGGGUGGGUUCCAUAGAGGUAGAGACACUGAAACAAAGCAAAUGGAAAUGAAGGUGACCCUAGAACUCCAGGGGAAAUGGUCUCAGAAAUUAGCAAAGCUGGUGUUCAAACUUACUUAGAAGGAGUUUUCACACUCUGCAUUCGAUAAUCGUCACCACGGUCUACAGUACCAGCGAUGUCGUUAGUUUCCACUGGCUCUCCACCUCAUAUCCUUCGGUCAUCCCCUAGUUUUUGUCAGACUGAUUUGCAGGAAUAUAAUAUGAAGAUUGUACAAAGUUACAUUUACCUUUAACAACACAACAAGAAAUGGGAAUACAACAUGGGCUGCCAGCUCACUGUUUGGGUUGAAUGGAUUACAUGUUUGUGUUAGAUGAUUAAUUUUUGAAUAUCAAACACCUUCCAGUCCACAUUAUAAUGUGUACAGUGUUUUCAAAUAUAUUCACUUGGGAGAGUGAUUUUAAAAAGCUGGUCACAAAUGGUCUCUUUGUGUAGACAGAAGGCCAAAAUGCAGAUAAAAUGUGCAUUUUCAAAUUUAAUGUGGACAUAGCUUUAGAUAGUACUAAAUUUAUGUAUUCAGUCUAAUUUGCUAUUUAGCCAGUCUGUCAUCCAGCCGAUCGGUCAAGACUACCAUAGGCUUUGGGACUAGAGUUUGUAUUCACACUCUAUGGUUAACUCAGGGUGGCAAGUGCAAGUUCAGAAGGACUGGCUAAUCUUUGUGCAUCCCUAGUGAGCAGAAUCCCAAACAAGACUCUAAACCUAUUACCUAAUUUUCAGCAUUUGUUUGCCGUAGAGCUUGCAGGCUAAACAAACACUCAAACAUCCCCUGAACAAAUCAAACCUGCUAUCAUCCCUUUUCCAAUGGGUGCCUGAUUAGUAAAACUACUAUUAACCAGCAAAUGAAGUAGUUCAAUAAAGUUAAGUAGGCUGAAGAUUAAAAUAACAAUGCACACCAAGAACUUAUUUUAUUGAUGAAUUUGAAGAGAACAAGCAUUUGAUACACUGCCGAUUUUGCAGGUUUUUCCACUUACAAAGCAUGUAGAAGUCGGUCAUUUUUAUCAUAGGUACUCUUCAACUGUGAGUGACAGAAUCUAAAACAAAAAAUCCUGAAAAUCACAUUGUAUAAUUUAAAGUAAUUAAUUUGCAUUUCAUUGCAUGACAUAAGUAUUUGAGACAUCAGAAAAGCAGACAUAAAUAUUUGGUACAGAAACCUUUGUUUGCAAUUACAGAGAUCAUUCGUUUCCUGUAGUUCUUUACCAGCACAAACUGCAGUGGUUUUGGCCCACUUCUCCAUACAGACCUUCACGUUUUGGGGCUGUCUCUGGGCAAUUCGGACUUUCAGCUCCCUCCAAACAUUACCUAUUGGGUUCAGGUCUGGAGAAUGGCUAGGCCACUCCAGGACCUCGAAAUGCUUCUUACCGAGCCACUCCUUAGUAGCCCUGGCUGUGUGUUUUGGGUUGGUGUCAAUGCUGGAAGACCCAGCCACGACCCAUCUUCAAAUCUCUAACUGAGGGAAGGAGGUUGUUGACCAAGAUCUCAGGAUACAUGGCCCCAUCCAUCCUCCCCUCAAUAUGGUCCAGUCUGCCCUUUGCAGAAAAGCUUCCCCAAAGAAUGAUGUUUCCACCUCCAUGCUUCACGGUUGGGAUGGUUCUUGGGGUUUUACUAAUCCUUCUUCCUCCAAAUACGGCGAGUGGAGUUUAGACCAAAAAGCUGUAUUUUUGUCUCAUCAGACCACAUGGCCGUCUCCAUUGCUCCUCUGGAUAAUCCAGAUGGUGAUUGGCAAACUUUAGAUGGGCCUGGACGAGAAGUUGUGUUGCAUGCUCAGUUUGAAAAGGCCUGAUCUUCCUGAUGUUGUGCAUAACAAACCUGCAUGAUCGAACUGUCUUUGUAAUGUGGUCUGUGAAGGUCAGCUGAUCAUCAAAGAUUACUCUAAGAUUUCUGACUGACCUUGAUGGGGUAAUUGAGGAAGAAUCUAGCUGGAUAGUGAAGUCGUGCUGUAGAGAUGAAUUGGCAGGCAAGAUGAGAAGCUCAGUCUUAGCCAGGUUGAGCUGCAGGUGAUAUUCCUUCAUCCAUGCCGAGAUGUCUACCAGACAGCUUGUGAUCCAUACAGCUAGUGUGGGAUCAUCUGGUUGAAAUGAGAGGUAGAGCUUGUAAAUGAUUGUUAAUUUGCUUGAAUUUUUAAGUCUGUAAUGAUUUAUUUGUAUAGCUAUUUUGAUACAGCCUUAAUGUGUGUUUUCGAAAACCCUAGUUUUCACAGUCAACGGGAAAACAGUGUUUUCAAUUUUUCAUCCGCUUAGGAGAGCUUCUUUAAAAAACACACUGUCUCAGUGUGGACGUAAAGCAAAAAUUGUGUGGGCGUAGCUUCUAAGCUACGUUUUGAUUUUAGGAUUUCAAAAUGCAAAUCAAGCAGGUUUGUGGUUUAGACAUAGGCACCUUAAGCCGUUUUUAUAGACCCAAACUUUAUAUAUUCGGCAUGUCGUUUUGUGCAGAGAAACUGUUAAAACAAAGUGGUACCUCAUUCAAAAAAUGGUGCCGCAAAGAGUGGUAUAAAGAACAGUGAUGAAUUUCUUUGAACGGCUGUGUGAUACAAUUAUUUUUCUGUGAAAUAGUAACAUUUUCAACUUUUUGGAAAGAGAAGAAAACAUUUAAAAUCAAUCAUUAGGUUGAACUGAACUGUGUUUGGUCUUGAACAGGAUCAUGACAUAAGACAGCGUAUUAUCAGAUGAGUAUGCUAUGCUUGGUCAGAGGGCCACUUAGAAUCUUUCUAAUCCUUCCAACUAAUCUGAGCAGGAGGUGAUAGAUAUCAUAUUAAAAAAGAAGGUUUAACAGGAGGUAAGGUCAUAACUUUUUUUAAGAAGGUAGACAAAUCUCCUUAUUGGCCACUGGAAAGCCCUCCUCAUAGCCAAAUGUUUCACCUGGGAAAAGUAUAUAAGGACGCAGAUGAGUGUUGUAGCUUAACUUGUCAUACUGGACUCUUCUGGUUCAAGUUUAAACUUGAGGAUCAAGUUUGAGGAUGAAUGGCACAGAGGGUGAUAGUUUUUACAUCCCAAUGUCCAAUAGGACUGGGCUCGUCAGGAAUCCUUUUGAGUACACCCAGUACUAUUUAGCAGAACCAUGGAAAUUCAAGGCUUUGGGUUUCUACAUGUUUUUACUGAUCAUUUUCGGUUUACCUAUCAACGGGCUCACAUUGCUGGUUACAGCUCAACACAAGAAACUCAGACAGCCGCUCAACUACAUUUUGGUCAACUUGGCUCUUGCCGGCACAAUUAUGGGCCUUUUUGGAUUCACGGUUUCUUUCUACUCCUCAUGCGUUGGCUAUAUGGCAGUCGGGCCCAUUGGUUGCAUGGUAGAGGGAUUUUUUGCAACUCUUGGCGGUCAAGUCUCUCUUUGGUCUCUGGUGGUGCUCGCUGUUGAGAGGUACAUUGUUGUGUGUAAGCCAAUGGGAAGCUUCAAGUUUUCUUCAAACCACGCUUUGGCGGGCAUUAUUUUCACAUGGAUCAUGGCCAGCAGUUGUGCUGUGCCCCCACUUUUAGGCUGGUCCAGAUAUAUCCCUGAAGGUAUCCAGACAUCAUGUGGACCAGAUUACUACACCCUUAAUCCAUUGUACAAUAAUGAAUCAUAUCUCAUCUACAUGUUCACUUGCCAUUUUUGUAUACCUGUCACUACAAUCUUCUUCAGCUAUGGAAGUCUUGUCUGCACGGUCAAAGCUGCCGCAGCUCAACAGCAGGACUCAGCGUCCACCCAGAAAGCUGAGAAGGAAGUGACACGUAUGGUCAUCAUGAUGGUUUUAGGCUUCUUGGUUGCUUGGGUUCCCUAUGCUAGCUUUGCUGGCUGGAUCUUUUUAAACCGAGGCGCUGCCUUCUCGGCACAAGGCUUUGCAAUUCCUUCCUUUUUUUCCAAAAGCUCUGCAUUGUUUAAUCCCAUCAUAUACGUGCUGCUCAACAAACAGUUCCGUAGCUGCAUGUUAACCACCCUCUUUUGUGGAAAGAAUCCUCUUGGAGAUGAGGAGUCUUCAACCGUGUCCACCAGUAAAACAGAAGUGUCCUCAGUUUCUCCAGCAUAAACGCGCCUCUCUGCCUCUGCAAAAAGUCCUGCUGAAACAAUGAAGAUUGGUCUUGUCAAGUUGUAUUUAUGAAGCAUGUGGAUAUUUAUCUGUUCGUUCUCUUCAAUGAUUUCAAACUUAAACUCACCAACUCUGCUCAUCAUUGUUGGAAUCAACGGCUUGGUUGGAUUAUUUUUCCCCAUCUUAACAAAAAAAAAAAAA
Messenger RNA from Pimephales promelas (fathead minnow), 4657 nucleotides. Its product is annotated as green-sensitive opsin-2. Gene Ontology annotation, cellular component: membrane. Gene Ontology annotation, biological process: phototransduction; G protein-coupled receptor signaling pathway; visual perception. Lineage: Eukaryota; Metazoa; Chordata; Actinopteri; Cypriniformes; Leuciscidae. Gene Ontology annotation, molecular function: G protein-coupled receptor activity. The record is from RefSeq and is a predicted model, not a curated record.